Molecule: messenger RNA, 1991 nt
Organism: Dipodomys ordii (Ord's kangaroo rat)
Lineage: Eukaryota; Metazoa; Chordata; Mammalia; Rodentia; Heteromyidae
Gene: Dtx3
Product: deltex 3, E3 ubiquitin ligase
Exons: 6
Coding region: 343-1386 (347 amino acids)
Biological process (GO): protein ubiquitination; Notch signaling pathway
Source: RefSeq, a predicted model, not a curated record
AGGGGCUCCCGGGUAGAAGGGGAGGGGUCAAAGGAGAAACGGGGGAGCUGUCUUCCCUCCUUCCCUUUCCCUCACUCUGCACCCCCUACGCCCCUUUCUCCCUUCUUGGGGUCUCCCCCCCCCUCCCUGUUGCUAAGGCCCGGACCGUCAUCCCAGCAACAGCCUCAGUCAUGUGACCGGCAAUGGCGGCGCUGACGAGAGUUCUGGUCAGCUGAGUGUGGAAAUAGAGGGAUUUCUGCUGCCAUUAUCUUCCAUGGGAUUUCCAGGUCACACAACCUACAAGUAGGGAGCCCAGAAAGAGAGAGCAACCCUGCAUGCCAAUUCUAAGCUCUUCAGGAUCAAAUGUCGUUCGUCCUGUCCAGAAUGGCAGCCUGUGGAGGCACCUGCAAGAACAAAGUGACUGUCUCCAAGCCUGUCUGGGACUUCCUGAGCAAGGAGACCCCAGCCCGGCUGGCUCGGCUACGGGAGGAGCACCGAGUGUCCAUCCUCAUAGAUGGCGAGACGUCUGACAUCUAUGUUCUCCAGCUUUCCCCACAGGGCCCUCCCCCAGCCCCUCCCAAUGGGCUCUACCUGGCCCGGAAGGCUCUCAAGGGGCUGCUGAAAGAGGCAGAGAAAGAGCUGAAGAAAGCUCAGAGGCAGGGGGAGCUCAUGGGCUGCCUGGCUUUGGGGGGUGGUGGGGAGCACCCAGAGCUGCAUCGCCCAGGCCCACCCCCUCUUCGAGCAGCCCCACUAUUGCCUCCAGGGGCACGGGGGCUCCCCCCUCCUCCUCCUCCCCUGCCCCCUCCUCUUCCUCCCCGCCUCCGGGAGGAGGCAGAAGAGCAGGAGAGCACCUGCCCCAUCUGUCUCGGGGAGAUCCAGAAUGCCAAGACAUUGGAGAAGUGCCGGCACUCCUUCUGUGAGGGCUGCAUCACCCGGGCCCUGCAGGUGAAAAAGGCCUGCCCCAUGUGUGGCCGCUUCUAUGGGCAGCUGGUGGGCAACCAGCCCCAGAAUGGGCGGAUGCUGGUUUCCAAGGACGCCACCCUCCUACUGCCCAGCUAUGAGAAGUACGGCACCAUUGUCAUCCAGUAUGUCUUCCCGCCCGGUGUCCAGGGGGCUGAACAUCCAAACCCAGGAGUUCGGUAUCCUGGAACCACACGGGUGGCCUACCUCCCGGACUGCCCUGAGGGCAACAAGGUGCUGACCCUGUUCCGAAAGGCGUUUGACCAGCGUCUCACCUUCACUAUUGGCACGUCCAUGACCACAGGGAGACCGAAUGUCAUCACCUGGAACGACAUCCACCACAAGACCAGCUGCACAGGGGGACCCCAGCUGUUUGGGUACCCGGACCCCACCUACCUGACCCGGGUGCAAGAGGAACUGAGAGCCAAGGGUAUCACAGAUGACUGAAGGACAUCCCCCUUUGCCAAGGUCCUUGCCGUCCUUCUCUAGUAGGACCCAAUGGAAGCCUCUGUUCUCCUCUCUCCCCCUGCCCCCCACAUCACCCCAGUAGGGGACCUGUCUGACUGGGGAGUGAGAUCACAGGGGAAGAGGGCAGUCCCUUCCCACGUCCCUAUUGGCCAAGUGCUUCGGUGCCCUGUGAGCCAUUCCCUUCUGGCAGAGGCUGGUCUCCCGUGUACAUACUCCCAGUUCCCCUGCCCCGCCAUUGCUCUUGGCUUCUCCUGGUAUGUGCUGUGCUCCAGUGACUAAGCUGAGAAAGGACCUGGGGGAGGGGGGGGCGGGUCGAGUCACUUGAACCCCAGCCCCCCACUAUACUGCUCCACUUUGGACUGAUGUGAGCCCCGUCCCCCCACGGAGCCAGCUGAGUGUCCAUAAGAAAACAGUUCUCCUACCUUAAUCUUGUCCUUUCUCUCCUGUGUCUCUGUCUCUGUCAAGUCUGUCUUUAUCUCGCUCUUCUCUGCCCCCUAUAAGGAGCCUCCUUACCCUGUUCUGGAAUCGACGCCAGACUGUAGCUUUUAAUUUAAUAAAAAUAAAGUAAAAUAUGCAACUCUUUA